CGUUAUCCUUCACGCUGACAUCCUCCCAGUCAUUGGCUGGCACGUGAUCAAACUCGUGUACGUGAUUGGUUCCUGUUGGGCUCCUGGUGCGACGUCACUCUCGGCGGUGGCCAUUGCAGUGUCCCGGCAAGUGAGGUUGGAGGUCGGAGAACGGGCAGUUCCUAAUCAUGGCGGGUCGAAGAGCUGCAAUCAAGGCUGUGGACUGGUUGGCGUUUGUAGAAAGAGUUCCUCCUAACCAGAAGGCAAUGUUCAAUGCACUGAAGACUCGCAGUGAUUCCAUAGCUGCAAAGUUGACCUCUCUCCCAGACAAGCCUCCUGCCAUUGAUUGGGCUUUGUAUCGUUCUGCAAUAGCCAAGGCGGGCUUAGUGGAUGAGUUUGAGACAAAGUUCAAGGCCGUUACUGUCCCAGAGCCAAAGGACACCCUGACUGAUAAGAUUAAUGCACAGGAGCAAGAAGCUAAUAAAGCCGCUCUAGCCUAUAUUGAAGAAUCCAAAGCCAGGGUGGGACAGUAUGAGAAAGAGCUGGUAAAGUUUAGCAACAUGAUUCCCUUCGACCAGAUGACCAUUGAAGAUGUAAAUGAAGCUUUCCCAGAGACCAAGCUUGAUAAAGAGAAGCAUGUCUACUGGCCACACAAGCCCAUCUCUGAGUUAUAAACUGUACUGUUUAUCUAUCUAUACUAGAAGUCAAUAAAUCCUGUUGUAAUGUA
Molecule: messenger RNA, 706 nt
Organism: Hyla sarda
Lineage: Eukaryota; Metazoa; Chordata; Amphibia; Anura; Hylidae
Gene: ATP5PD
Product: ATP synthase peripheral stalk subunit d
Exons: 6
Coding region: 168-653 (161 amino acids)
Biological process (GO): proton motive force-driven ATP synthesis
Molecular function (GO): proton transmembrane transporter activity
Source: RefSeq, a predicted model, not a curated record